AUGCUGGGGUGUGAGGGCGGGGCCAAGCUGCGCCACAGUUUGACGGUGGCCUCGGGAUUCGUUGAAAACCUGUGUUUCUCGGGGAUAGCGUACGGCUGGGCGUCGCUGGUGUUCAUCCUUAAAAACGACGGCUACUUCAGUGACCUCUGUGACAUCACUGCCAACGCCACUGCUCUCUCAGACUGUAGUGGCCAGGAUGAACAGUUCUCUCUGGUCUUCACCGUCGCCUCCUUCUCCAUGAACUUCCUGCGUUUCCCUCUGGGCUUCCUGUUCGACCGCUUCGGCACAAUGGCGACCAGGCUCCUGGCCACAUGUCUAUACACCACGGGGACCUUGUUGAUCACUGGCUCCAGUCCAGAGCAGUCAGCGUUGCUGUUUCCUGCCAUCUCGUGCCUGAUCACAUCUGGAAUGUUGUUCUACACCACCAAUGCUCAGGUGGGGAACCUGUUCGACAGCCACCGUUCCACGGUCAUAUCGGUCUACGCCGGGGCCUUCGACUCCUCCGCCGCUGUCUUCCUCAUCAUCAAGUUUUUGUAUGAAAGAGGGGUCUCUUUCCACUCCUCCUUCCUCGUUCUCUCCGUCUGCAGCGUCAUCCACGUCUUCCGGACAUUCUUCCUCAUGCCCAAGACCCACAUCCCCUACCCACUCCCCGACAGAUACGCUUACGGGGUGAGCUGCGGUGGCCGGCUUACCAGUUUUAGGAGUUGUGUCCUGUCCUGGUUCUUCCUAUGGCACCUGGUCUGGGUGGCUGUCAUGCAGUUCUGUCACUUCCUGUUCAUCGCCACGGUGAACCCCAUGCUCAACCGGCUGGCCAACAGAGACCAGACCCUGGUGAGUCAGUACACCAAUGCCUUUGCCUUCACCCAGCUCUGUGGGGUCCUCUGUGGUCCCUGGAACGGCCUCAUCAUGGACAGACACAAGGGGAAGCCACUGGCUCCAGGAGAGACGAAGCAAGAAGCCGACCUGCGCUCCUCUUCUCUCUCCCUCUUCCUCACCUCCCUCCAGUGCCUCCUCUUCUACGUCUGCUUCUCUUCUCCUCUCCUUCCUCUCCAGUACCUCACCUUCAUCCUGCAAGUCCUCAACAGUGCCUUCAUCUAUGGGGGACACCAAGCCUUCCUCACCAUCGCGUUUCCCGGCUGCCAUUUUGGUAAGUUGUCUGGUCUGAUAACAUCUCUGUCAGCUGUGGUUCUGCUGCUCCAGUUCCCUGUUCUACACCUCAUCAGAGAGUUCCUGCAUGGAGACCCUAUCUAUGUGAACGUGGGUCUGACCCUCCUCACCCUCCUCACCUUCAUCCACCCCCUCCACGUCCACCUCCACUGCCGCUCUCUAGCCAAUCAGAGGAGGGCUAAACAGGAAGUGGCAAACUCGGGGUCAAAGGUCACGUGCAACAGGCUGGUGGGGAUGUGA
Molecule: messenger RNA, 1407 nt
Organism: Salvelinus namaycush (lake trout)
Lineage: Eukaryota; Metazoa; Chordata; Actinopteri; Salmoniformes; Salmonidae
Product: solute carrier family 43 member 3-like
Exons: 12
Coding region: 1-1407 (468 amino acids)
Biological process (GO): transmembrane transport
Molecular function (GO): transmembrane transporter activity
Source: RefSeq, a predicted model, not a curated record